AUGCGACCAGAUAAAUGUGUCAGCCGACAAUGCGAAGAAGCCGACCAAGGAGUAAGUCGUUGUGAAGGCCUGCAUGAUCCUUGUACUCGGGGCUGGGCUUUGCACUCAGGGCUUCAAUCAGCACGUGUAAUCUCCGCCUCCUCGGUGACCAUCAGAUUCCGGACACAACCCCGAUCGGAACACAAAUUCUCGCAGGUGGUAUUGGACGCUGAGCUUUGUAUUCAAAACGUGCUGAUUGGACUACUUCGUGCCAAGAGUGGUGCUUAUGGACAAUGGAGCGCACAGGGUAACGGAGGCGCACAGGGUAACGGAGGCGCACAGGGUAACGGAGGCGCACAGGGUAACGGAGCCAAUGAAACGUCGCAGGGCAUGGCGACGAUCAGCGAGGAGGACGGACCCUCGGGCGCGUGUCCGUCCUCAUCGAGUGUGCGGCAGUGGGCCUCCGGGACAGCCCGAGAUGUGCGCCCGGGCCCGAAUGGAGUCCAAUCAGCAGAAUCUUAUUGUCGGUUUUGUGGCUUCUUGCGAGCACACAACCCACGGAUCGAAUCGCGCGUAGACAAGAAGCGGCCCGUGGGCAUCCGUUUUUUUUUUCCUUCGUUUGAAAUUUCUGAUGAAGACGGCCGCUGGUCCACAUUUGGUACGCAUUGA
This is a messenger RNA of Gregarina niphandrodes, 648 nucleotides long. RefSeq lists its product as hypothetical. The record is from RefSeq and is a predicted model, not a curated record. NCBI's taxonomy places the organism in Eukaryota, Apicomplexa, Conoidasida, Eugregarinorida, Gregarinidae. The coding region runs from base 1 to 648 and encodes 215 amino acids. The transcript has a single exon.